Durusdinium trenchii is the source of this 564-nucleotide messenger RNA. The record is from the annotation of a GenBank genome assembly. NCBI's taxonomy places the organism in Eukaryota, Dinophyceae, Suessiales, Symbiodiniaceae.
AUGAUUGAGUACAAGGAUAGGCGAGAAUCCGCACGGACCUCCCAACAAUCUCAUGCCAUUUGUCCAGCAGGCAAAGGCCGCAUGUGCAAUGCACUCAUCAGAACACCUUCUCAGCAGGUGGCAGUGGGCCGAAGAGAGUGCCUCAGCGUGUUUGGGAAUGAUUACCCAACCCCAGACGGCACUGGCGUGCGUGACUACAUCCAUGUGGAUGACCUUGCGGAGGGUCACAUUUGUGCCCUAGAGAAGCUCUUCACAAUGGAUGGUGGCUGCAUUAUCCACAACCUUGGCUCUGGCACUGGCUAUUCAGUCCUUGAAAUGGUCAAAGCCUUUGAGGAAGCCUGUGGAAAGAAGAUUGCCUACAAGAUUGUGGAUCGAAGACCGGGUGACCUUGGCACGGUGAUUGCAAAUGCUGCCAAGGCAAAAGCAGAUUUUGGGUGGCAAACGAAGCGAGGCUUGAAGGAGAUGUGCGAGAGUGCUUGGAAAUGGCAGUCCAACAACCCAUAUGGGUAUGAAGAUGGCCCUGGCAAGGAACUGUGUGCAUUAGCGUUAUGCAAGCGAAAGUGA